GAGAGAUUGUACUUUGACCAACUGGACACAGGCACUAAUUACAGAUUGGAGCCCCAGGCAGCGACAACUAGAAGCUGUGUGUGCGUCUGUGGAACCUACAAACACACACUUAUCUAACUUUCUCAAACUUGGCUUGAACUCCUGGACACAUACUCGUUGGAACCUUGAACACACUCCUUCCCAGUGUUGGUCUUCCAGUAACCAUGGAACAGUCUGAAGCUAAUGGCCUCAGCCCGGACCUCUCCAAUGGAGCCAUCAUCCACAGCCCUAUAGGAACCUGUACCAACCCGGACAGACAGAGACAACGAGAUGAAGAGGAGGAGGAGGAGGAUGUAGAACUAGCAGAGGAGGUGUUAGAACUGGGGGAGGAGGUGGGUGAGGACAUGGAGGACAUUGGGAUGGCAGGUGAGGGGGAAGGUGCACCUGAUCAUUUCGAAGUGACGAUGCAAGCUAGCGGGAGCGGAGGAAAGGAGGGAGAGGAGGGGGAGAGGGGGAUUGAAGAAGAGAUUGGUUUACAGGAAAAGAGAGAGGGAGAUAAAGGGGAGGGGGAGCUGACAGUGACAGUUGUUGUAAUUGAAGAGGAGCAGGAGAAAUCUGUAGAGGCUGUUGAAGAAGAGAAGUUCACUGAGAGAGAGGAGUCAGCAGGGGCGGACAAAAAGAGAGAAAUAGUGGAGAGAGAACCUCCUCACCCCCCACCAUCCCCUAGUUUACCUGAAACUGAGUCCAUUAAUGAUGAGGUAGAGACAAAAGACGAGGACACAUAUCCAGAGGCAGAAAAGGCACAAAUCGUUUUGCCUAUUGAUGAGACAGAGAAGACAGAGGACAAUGUUGGUUUGACGACAACAGAACCGCCAGCCCCGUCAACUAAUGAUGAGGUGGAGAGUAAAGAAGAGCUAUGUAAUGAGAGUCGAAAGCCAGAAACCACAUCCACUACAGAUGAGUUAGCGAAGGGAGAGCAUAGUGGCGGUCAGGAUGCAGAGAUGUCCAUCAGCCAGGUGACUAAUGAUGAUGGCAUAGUAAGAGUGAGUGAUGAAAGUGGGAGUCAAGUGACUGAGGACUGUCAAACUGUGUCCACUAGUGAUGAGGUCAGAGGGACACGGCAGGAGGAAGGACAGGAAGAGGAGCCUAAACAUCAGCCAGCCAAUGACAAUGAAGGAGAGAGUGAGGAAAGUAACAAUAAAUUGGCACAAAAUCUACAGGUUUCACAAGAAGAAAGGGAUGAGAACCAGCAGGGAAGUGAGAAGAGUACAGAGAAAAAAGAGGAGGAGGUUAAAAGCCCUGUUACAGAAGAACAGGGAGAGACAACUAAAGCAGUUUUAGAGAAAAAAGAGGAGGGGCAUCAAGCGACAGAGCACCAGCCCCCGUUGUUCGUUACCAAGGAGUUCAUAGAGCUUGGAGUCGUCAAGAGUCAGGCAACCACAGCUCAACAGCCACAGGAUGUUGUCACUCCACCUGUUGAGGGAGGGAGCAAGAGCAAGCCACAGCUACUGAUACAGCCCAAUGAGAGUCAGGAGGGUGAGAACGGCUCUAAAGAGGAGGGAGGUUUACAACAGACAAAACAACAGCUACAGGUGGAAGAGGGUGACAGUGAUAGGGCAGUGGAGAGAGGUGGUGGGGAGAGGGAAGAACCGCGACAGGUUGGGGAUAAUGCGGUGUUGGGGAUGGACACAGGAGGCAGCAAAAUAGAUGAGGAGCAAAAGAAGAAGGAUAAUGUAGACAUAGCAGAGGAAGUGAGAAGAGGUGGCAGUAUGGAGGAACAGACGGAAAAGGCUUUAGAGCCUGAUAAUGCUAACAGAGAAGAGGGGGAAGAGAAAGAAGACAAAGUUGUAGCUCAGCCACAGGUACAGAUACUCAAGGGUUCAGCAGGAGCUACACAGGAGGACGAUGACAAGGAUUUAGAGCAUGUUGAGGAGGCUUUCGAGCUUGAGGAGGAAGGAGACAUGGAGAAAGAACAGCCAGGAGAGGUCAUUCUGGAUGAGCCCGGAGCUGCAGAGGUGGGAGGGGCUGAAGAGAUGGAUAAUCUGGUCCCAGUCUCAGAGAUAGGGACGGGAGGAGCAGAGGGAGGGGGUGAGUUGGAGGAACAGCCAGUGACAAACAUUGACGAUAAUCUAGACUCACAGUCAGAGGGAGCGAUUGAGAUGGCGGAAGAGCCAGAAGAUCUCAUUGAGGAUGAGUCUAAAUCUGCAUUAGAGGGAUGCAGCAAGAGAGUAGAACAGCCAGGGCCUGCCACUAAGGAUGAGCCAGUAAAGUUUGGGAAGGAAUACACAGCGAAGGAAAGAAGGAAAGAGAAGAAAGAAGAGGUGGAGCUAGGGGUCAAAGGUCACAAAGCCUGGAUAGAGAAUGGGUUCCCUGGAACAGAGGAGGUGAAACGACAACUGCUGAAUGAGAUGCUGCUAUCUCCCACAAGGCUGAAACAAGGAGAAAUGAAAGAGGAGGUGACAGUAAAAAGAGUUAGGGUGACACCCCGCAGAGGGAGCAACGACUGGAACAAGAAGGCGGCCCCAGAGGAGGUACAGACCCGCAGAGGGAGCAACGACUGGAACAAGAAGGGGGCCCCAGAGGAGGCGCAGACCCGCAGAGGGAGCAACGACUGGAACAAGAAGGAGGCCCCAGAGGAGGCGCAGACCCGCAGAGGGAGCAACGACUGGAACAAAAAGGCGGCCCCAGAGGAGGCGCAGACCCCCUGGAGGAGGGAGGACUGGGCCAAAAAGGAGGCCCCAGAGGAGGUGCAGACCCGCAGAAGGAGCGAUGACUGGAUCAAAAAGGCCCCAGAGGAGGCGCAGACCCCCGGGAGGAGGGAGGAUUGGAUUAAGAAGUUGUCUCCAGAGGAGGCGCAGACCCGCAGAAGAAGCGACGACUGGAUCAAGAAGGAGGCCUCAGAGGAGGCGCAGACCCCUGGGUGGAGGGAGGACUGGAUUAAGAAGUUGUCCCCAGAGGAGGUGCAGACCCCUGGGCGGAAGGAGGACGGGAUUAAGAAGUUGUCCCCAGAGGAAGCGCAGACCCCCGGGAGGAGGGAGGACUGGAUAAAGGAGCUGAAGUCUGUGCUCAAAGAGGAGGUACUUUCCCCGAAGAGGAGAGAGGAGCAGGUGAAGAAAAAGAAGAAGAAGGUGGUGGUCAUGGACGAGGUGCCCACGUUCAUGCACCAGAGGACAGAGGUGAAGAUAGAGGUGAAGAAAGAGAAGGAGGCGCAGGGGGAGGAGAAGACGCCAAAGAAGUCUGUGAGGCUGCAGAGCCCAACUCCUCAUGGGGAAGACAGCGACAGUUCGGACCCCCAGGAGUACGAGAUCUCCCUCUAUGUCAAGACCCCAGUGCUCCCUGGUCCUGUAGAGCUGUAUCGAUCAGCUGAUUACCUGAAUCAGGCUGGCAGUGAUGGUGAGAGCAUCGGGAACUGUCCGUUCUCCCAGCGCCUCUUCAUGAUCCUGUGGCUGAAGGGAGUUAUCUUCAACGUCACCACAGUCGACCUCAAAAGGAAACCGGCGGACCUGCAGGACCUGGCCCCGGGGACCAACCCUCCAUUCGUCACAUUUAAUGGGGAGGUGAAGGUCGACGUCAACAAGAUAGAAGAGUUCAUUGAGGAAAAACUCACGCCACCACGGUACCCCAAGUUGGCGACUAAACACCCAGAGUCAAACACCGCAGGUAUAGAUGUGUUCUCCAAGUUCUCUGCCUACAUCAAGAACCCCCGCAAAGAUACCAACGACGGCCUGGAGAAGGCCCUGUUGAAGUCUCUCAGGCGACUGGAUGAAUUCCUGAGGACCCCCCUGCCGGAGGAGAUCGAUGCCAACAGCACAGAAGACCCUCAGGAGUCCACACGCUGCUUCCUGGAUGGACCUGACCUCACGCUGGCAGACUGCAACCUGCUGCCCAAACUACACAUUAUAAAGGUGGUGGCCAGGAAGUACCGUGGCUUUGAGAUCCCGGUGGAGAUGGAGGGGGUGUGGCGCUAUCUGAACCACGCCUACAAGAGGGAAGAGUUUACUAACACCUGUCCUGUUGAGCGCGAAAUCGAAUUUGCCUACAUAGAUGUGGCCAAACGAAUCAAAUAGCGAGAGGGGGAGGAGAGAGAGACUGAGAAGGCCCAAUUCCAAAUUGUGUGUGUGUGUGUGUCUUUGUACACUCACCAGUUGGGUUGGACGGCACUCAUAUGUAGUGCCAUGGCUGCUGUGAAUGUAAGACCACUAGACAGAGGUCUGCACCCAUUUCACAUCCAUUCCUUUUGGCGAAAGCCCUCUGUGGUGCACUAUAAUACAGCUGUAUGGUGUCAUUGAAGACACAGACACUGUUAGAAACCUAGAGUACGAACUCUAACAGCGUAUAGUACUAUCUACUAUCUGCAACAUUGUAAAACUGUCCUAAAGCAGCCAUAAGCAUUCAUUAGAGUGUUAUAACCUCUGUGUCUUAGAGGUAUAGCAGAGCACAGGUAGACACGCCAUACUUAUAUGAAUAUGCAACACUUUGGCCUUGAUCACAGUAUUAACCUAUGUCUAAAAAUUAACAUACAUAUCCUUUAUAAAUUCACUUUUCAUUAGUUUCUCCCCCGUCUUAUUUUGGCCAUCUAUGGGUGAAUAAUAAUCAAUAGUAAAAAGCUUUUUGAUGUCAAGGUCUGACUUAUCUAUUUGUGCGUUUUGUAAAAGCAAAUCUGCUUUAAUACCAUUUAUAUCGAUUUCUAUUGACCAUAACAGGAUUGUGGGUGGGGCUUCCUGUUGAGAAGCUCACCUGUUUGGGCCUUCCUGAACAUGCAGGUUGAAUCGGAAGCCAUUUUGAUUGUGGCGGAAGUGUGUACUGUAUCUCUCUAUGCACCAAACAAAUACUGACACAACCCUGUGUACUCGCCUUAUAAUCCUCACCAGAGGAGACUUUAUUAAACUGAUUUCAGAACAGUGA
Messenger RNA from Oncorhynchus mykiss (rainbow trout), 4884 nucleotides. The record is from RefSeq and is a predicted model, not a curated record. Lineage: Eukaryota; Metazoa; Chordata; Actinopteri; Salmoniformes; Salmonidae.